Neohortaea acidophila is the source of this 1485-nucleotide messenger RNA. Its product is annotated as cytochrome P450. The coding region runs from base 1 to 1485 and encodes 494 amino acids. The transcript has 2 exons. Lineage: Eukaryota; Fungi; Ascomycota; Dothideomycetes; Mycosphaerellales; Teratosphaeriaceae. The record is from RefSeq and is a predicted model, not a curated record. Gene Ontology annotation, molecular function: iron ion binding; oxidoreductase activity, acting on paired donors, with incorporation or reduction of molecular oxygen; monooxygenase activity.
AUGGCUUCGUUCUACGAGGUUGCCAAGCAGCACCCCAAACGUGCCGCGGCGCAGACACUCAUGCAUCCCGUGGCGGAGAAGUACGACCUUGGGGACUACUUCUACCUCGACGUCUGGCCGUUUGGAUGGCCCAUGCUCAUCAUCCUCAACACGGACAUGAUGAACGAGAUCGAGGUCAAGACUUCCUUGCCCAAGCACCCCGCCACCGACCAAGUCAUCCGGCACACUGGCGGACCCGGGAACUUGGUGAGUGCGGAAGGCCAGACGUGGAAACGAUGGAGGAGCGCGUUCAAUCCCGGAUUCUCCGCCUCGCAUCUCAUGACCCUAGUUCCUGCCAUCGUUGAUCAGUGUAGCAUUUUCUGCAACACUCUGACAAGACACGCAGAGCGACAAGACCUUUUUCGGAUGGACCCAGAAACCACGAAACUGACAAUCGACAUCAUCGGCAAGGUUGCCCUGGACCUCGACUUUCGUUCGCAGAAGGAACCGAACGAGCUCGUAGACACUUUUGUUAAUCAAUUGCGAUGGAUGAACAUUGGUGUGCAACCGAGUAUCCAGAGCUUCCUCGAUUUUCGAGCGCCAAUCAUGCGGAGGUACAACACGUGGAAGAUGGAUCGUUACAUUACCAAGCGACUAACGGAGCGCGUUGCCACUCGCACCAGUCGUGGCAAAGGGAAGGCCGUCAUUGAUCUGGCUCUUGAGUCGUACCUCAAAGAUGUUCAGAACUCUGGCCAAAGCGUGGACGAUGUAAAAACUCUCCCCAAGGACUUCACGGAGGCCGCCAUCUCGAAUCUGAAGGUUUUCAUUUUCGCAGGGCAUGAUACGACCAGUGCGACGAUCUGCUACACGUAUUAUUACUUGAGCAGGAACCCCACGGUGUUGGCCAAAGUCCGGCGGGAGUUGGACGAGGUCUUCGGCACUGACCCUACCGCCGUCGGGGAGCAUUUGAAGCGUGACGCGUAUCUUUUGAAUAAAUUGGAGUAUCUGCUCCUCGUCAUCCGAGAGGUUUUGAGGCUGCAGACGCCAGCGAGCUCUAUCAGAACCGGGUAUAAAGGUUUCGUCCUGCGCGAUCCUCGAACCGGUGAAGCAAUACCUGCCGAUGACAACUUUCUCAUCUACCCCACCGGCGUAGGCUUUGGGCGCUCGAAGCAAUAUUGGGGUGAUGCCGACGUCUUCCGUCCCGAGCGUUUCCUGGAAACCUAUAACAAAGAUGCCUGGCUGCCGUUCAGUAGAGGCAUACGGAACUGCAUCGGACAAGAGCUUGCCAUGAUAGAGAUGAGGAUCAUUUUGGCCAUGACAUUACGAAGUUUCGACUUUCACGAGGCGUUCGAUGAGCUGGAGAAGCUGAAGGGAGAUGGGAGCGGGUAUCCGAGUGACACUACCGGUGUGCAGGAGCAAUUUGGAGAGCCGGCGUAUCAAGUUCAGGUGCUUACAGCGAAGCCGAGAGAAGGCAUGCCGUGUCGAGUGUCGUUGAGGAAGCAAUAG